Nymphaea colorata (pocket water lily) is the source of this 910-nucleotide messenger RNA. RefSeq names its product universal stress protein PHOS34-like. NCBI's taxonomy places the organism in Eukaryota, Viridiplantae, Streptophyta, Magnoliopsida, Nymphaeales, Nymphaeaceae. The coding region runs from base 246 to 725 and encodes 159 amino acids. The transcript is spliced from 4 exons. The record is from RefSeq and is a predicted model, not a curated record.
GAGAUUUCGUGUCUUUCCGUGUGUGUGCUCACUCUUUGCGCCGUCCGGGGCUCUCGGGGCUCUCUGGCAGUGGCUGGCUAUGCUCCACGAACCAAGAUAUUUUCUGCUGUGCGAGAUUGAUGAGCUGGCUAGUCAUGUGAUCACCGACCCCACUGUAAUAAUCUGCGAUCUUCUUACAUUAUAUAUGUGGAAUCGCAUUUCUGCAGUGAUAGCGAGAGUGAAGAAGAAGAAGGAGGAGGAGGAAGAUGGAGAAAGAGAGAUCGGUGUUCAUAGUAGGGAUUGAUGAAAGCAAGCAGAGCUUCCAUGCUCUUGAGUGGGCGUUAGAUAGUUUCUUCGCUCCUUUUUCACAAGAAACUCUUCCCUACAAGCUUGUCAUCCUCCAUGUCAGGCCCGUUGUUUCUUCCUAUGUUGGCAUGGCUGGCCCUGGUGCUAGUGAUAUCUUGCCAAUGGUAGAGCAUGAUCUACAUGCUUCAGCUACCAAAGUUACAGAAAGAGCUAGAGAGAUCUGCGUUUCAAAAUCAGUUACCGAUUUUACUACUGAAGUGAAGGAAGGCGAUGCCAGGAAUGUCCUUUGCGAGGCAGUUGAAAGGCAUCAUGCAAGCAUGUUAAUUGUGGGCAGCCAUGGAUAUGGAGCAAUCAAAAGGGCUGUGUUGGGGAGCGUAAGUGAUUACUGCGCUCAUCAUGCUCACUGCACCGUGAUGAUUGUUAAGAUGCCCAAGGUUUAAGCACUAGACUGGUCGUUGCGAACCAGCUCUGUGCUUCAUCUGCUGUUCAUUGCAAGCUCUUUUGUAAUCCAUAUGUAUCGAUUUCGCACGACUUGGACGUAAUUUUUGAUGAUUACACGUUGAUCUUCGCAGACCAUUUGAGACAUACUUUAAAUUUUAGUAGCUUCAUGAAAUCUAUUUGUGAA